GGGUGGUGAGCGGUGGGGACACCCUCGGCGGCGUGCUGAUUCCGGAGCCAGGGCUGACCCCAGCUCGACACUUUGCACGGUGUGGCCUGGGAGAAUGAGUAGGAUUUUCGCAGGCCGAAGGGAAACCCAGCGGAGGAGGGCUUCCCUCGCUGGUGUAGCAGUUUCCGUUUGCCGAGACUAAUAGUAAACUUAAUAUCUGUCGGAUGGCGCGGGGGUUCGUCUCGUUCCUGGGUUACAGAUGAAGAAACAGUGGUCUGAACCCAGAUUUAGUUACAUAUUAGCUGUGUGACCUUGGGCCGGAAACGGACUUAAACUGUCAUUUUUCUCAUCCGUGUAAUGCAAAUAGAGGACUUGCUGCGUGGGGCUGUGGGAAUCUGCCAGGAGUUAAUGCAUUUAAAGUGCUUAGCACAAUGCCUGACACACGCACGCUGCAUCUUACACCAGUUCAGUUACAUAUUUGUCUCCAUUGUCAAACGCAAGGCACUGCUAGAUGCUGAGAGCAACACACUGAUGCAAAAGACUUGAAACUUGCCCUUAAGGAGCUAAUGUGGCCUGAAAGUAUGGCAGGAUUUCUAUAGUGUAUCUAGCAUGAGUUCCAGAUCUUGGCAUUUUAUCCAGCUUCGACACUCUUAUCUCCACCUCCUGGAGAAUAAAUGGGAUUUGCAUGAAUUCCACAUUCUGAAUUGAAAGACAGACUGCAUUGCUAAUAGCCUUCUCUUCUGAUUGUUAAUAACAGUCAGCACUUAGAAGCACCACAAUCAUCAUUUUUGAAAAAGCUGUUACUAUUGCAAAGCUCCAGAAAAUUAAAUGUCGUCAGAAGACCGAGAAGCUCAGGAGGAUGAGUUGCUGGCCCUGGCGAGUAUUUACGAUGGAGAUGAAUUUAGGAAAGCAGAGUCUGUCCAAGGUGGAGAAACCAGGAUCUAUUUGGACUUGCCGCAGAAUUUCAAGAUAUUCGUGAGCGGCAAUUCAAAUGAGUGUCUCCAGAAUAGUGGCUUUGAAUACACCAUUUGCUUUCUGCCUCCACUUGUGCUGAACUUUGAACUGCCACCAGAUUAUCCAUCCUCCUCCCCACCUUCAUUCACACUUAGUGGCAAAUGGCUGUCACCAACUCAGCUGUCUGCUCUUUGCAAGCACUUAGACAACCUGUGGGAAGAACACCGUGGCAGCGUGGUCCUGUUUGCUUGGAUGCAGUUUCUUAAGGAAGAGACCUUAGCAUACCUGAAUAUUGUCUCUCCUUUUGAGCUCAAGAUGGGUUCUCAGAAAAAGGUGCAGAGAAGGAUGGCUCAAGCCUCCCCCAGCACAGACCUAGCUUUUGGAGGAGCUGCUGGAUCCGAUGUUGACCAAGAGGAAGUUGUGGAUGAGCGAGCGGUGCAGGAUGUGGAAUCGCUGUCGAGUCUGAUCCAGGAAAUCUUGGACUUCGAUCAAGCUCAGCAGAUUAAAUGCUUUAACAGUAAAUUGUUCCUGUGCAAUAUCUGUUUCUGUGAGAAGCUGGGUAGCGAAUGCAUGUACUUCCUGGAGUGCAGGCACGUGUACUGCAAAGCCUGUCUAAAGGACUACUUUGAAAUCCAGAUCAGAGAUGGCCAAGUUCAGUGCCUCAACUGCCCAGAACCCAAGUGCCCUUCGGUGGCCACUCCUGGUCAGGUCAAAGAGCUAGUGGAAACAGAGUUAUUUGCCCGCUAUGACCGCCUUCUCCUCCAGUCCACCUUGGACUUGAUGGCAGAUGUGGUGUAUUGUCCCCGCCCCUGCUGCCAGUUGCCUGUGAUGCAGGAGCCCGGUUGCACCAUGGGCAUCUGCUCUAGUUGCAAUUUUGCCUUCUGUACCUUGUGCAGAUUGACUUACCACGGGGUCUCUCCAUGUAAGGUAACUGCUGAGAAAUUAAUAGACUUACGAAAUGAGUACCUGCAAGCAGAUGAGGCCAAUAAAAGAUUUUUGGAACAGAGGUAUGGCAAGAGGGUGAUUCAGAAGGCGCUGGAAGAGAUGGAAAGUAAGGAAUGGCUAGAAAAGAACUCAAAGAGCUGCCCGUGUUGUGGGACUCCCAUAGAGAAAUUAGAUGGAUGUAACAAGAUGACAUGUACUGGAUGUAUGCAAUAUUUCUGUUGGAUUUGCAUGGGUUCUCUCUCUAGAGCAAACCCUUAUAAACAUUUCACUGAUCCUGCUUCCCCGUGUUUUAAUCGGUUGUUCCAUGCUGUGGAUGUUAAUGGAGAUAUUUGGGAAGAUGAGAUUGAAGACUAGUUAACUCCUGCUCAAGAUAAGGAAAUGGAAUGGUUUACCCAAAUCUUGUGUCAAGUACACAAAAUAGUUUUGCAGGUUAUUUAGGGUACCAUUUAUGCACUCAUCCUUUGUAGAAGAUGUGGAAGAACAAGGUUUAUAUUUCCAUGUGGUACUACUGAUAAAGGCACAUGCACACGUUUUUCAAUGUAACAUAGAGAAAAUUAUAAGCCAAAGGUUCAUUGAAAACUAGAGAAUAUUAAAUACUACAGUGUGCCCGAAGCUCUGAAUAGUUAAAAAGUAAAUAUUUAUUUUCUUCCCCAAGCUUUAGGUGAAGAGAGGAGUCAAGAGUUAAAGUUAUAGACCUUUUUAUCUGAAAGCAUCCCUCUAAGACAUUAGGGGGAGUCCCCUCAGUACUGCUCCUUAUGACUGGGGUAGGUAGAAAGAAGCCUUAUUAAAAUUGUACCAAGAGCCUGAUCUCAUUUACUCCAUGUCAUGUUCCUUUCACCCUAAGUUUCUGCCAAGUGACUUUUCUUUGAGGAAGCCCUUUUAGUCAGUAACUGAUUGGAUGACCCAGUGUCAUUUUGAUCUGCUUUUCAGAAUAGAAAUUUAUAGAUAAUUUAAAAAAUCUUUUUAAUGCCAAAAACACUGUGGGCCAGCUGGUAUUUAUUAGUGGGGUAUAGUUCACUGGUUUUGAGCCCAGUCUAGAAUUUAAUGAUACUGGCUCAGAAGAAUUUCAGUCCUAUUCAGCUCUUCUGGGCGGUAGAGCCUAGAUUCAAAAUGACUUGUCUUUGCUACCUUUUGUUCUACGCUCUCUCCCUUCACUCAUGCCCUACCUUCCAUUAGUAAGGACAAUUUUAAUAUUAACUCCAGCAGCUCAUAUUUUUAUUUAUGCUGGAAUAGGAGAAAGCCUAAUAUAUUCCCAAGCUGAACAAGCUGCAUUUUUUAAAAUUACCUCUAUUUUGAACUCCCCACCAUUGUAGUUCGAGUCCCAAUUUUCUGAAUUCUUUUUAAAGGUCUUCUCUAAUGAGCUAUGGAAAUUUGGCUUCCUACCCUUUUUUGCAACAGCACUAUUUUGGGGGAUAAUUUUGGCUUGAUUCCUAGAUCCCUGUUUCUGGAUUUUGAUGGCUUUUUGAAAAAUUGUCUUUCCUUGUGGUUUGGUGAAUGGCUUGGUAGCAAAAUGAUUUUUUGAAAAAGAGGACAGAAGGAUACAGCUGCAGCUGUGAACAUGUUCUUUUUUCCCAACUUGUCAUUGAAAAUUGGGGAAUCACUUUGAACCAUUUUAUGUGUGUGUAUCCAGAGUCAGCAAGGACUGUUUCUGGAUUGUCAAUGAGGCUGCUUAAUCUUAAAAAUAAAAAUAAUUUAAAAAUUGUCUUAUAAUUAGA
Molecule: messenger RNA, 3593 nt
Organism: Felis catus (domestic cat)
Lineage: Eukaryota; Metazoa; Chordata; Mammalia; Carnivora; Felidae
Gene: RNF14
Product: ring finger protein 14
Exons: 11
Coding region: 808-2232 (474 amino acids)
Biological process (GO): positive regulation of proteasomal ubiquitin-dependent protein catabolic process; protein polyubiquitination; ubiquitin-dependent protein catabolic process
Cellular component (GO): ubiquitin ligase complex; cytoplasm
Molecular function (GO): ubiquitin protein ligase activity; zinc ion binding; ubiquitin conjugating enzyme binding
Source: RefSeq, a predicted model, not a curated record